GCGCGGCGGGCCGGCAUGGCGGCGGCGGCGGCGGCGGCCGUGCUGGGCCGGGCCGCGGGCCUGGGCCUGCUGGCGGCCGCGGGCGGGCGGCGGCUCCUGCGCGGCGGGGCGGGGGCGGCGCUGCGGGAGCGGGGCGCGGGAAGCCUGCUCGGCGGGGCCGCAGCGUGCAGGGCCGGCGGCGGGGUGGAGCAGUGCCCGUCUCGGGGGAUCAGCUCGGAUCAGCGCCCGAAGCGGCCCCUCACCGCAUACCUUCGUUUUGUGAUGGACAACCGGCCGGCUUUCAAGGAAAGAAACCCAGGAGUGAGCAACCUGGAACUGAUUAAAAAAUUAGCAGGAGCAUGGAAGGAGUUACCAGCAUCACAGAAGCAGGUUUAUGAAGAAGCAAAAAAGACAGACUGGAAAAGAUAUGGAGAGCAAAUGGCUGCUUUUAAAGCCCAACUGACUCCAGCCCAGGCUGCAGCUUUGAAAGAGGAAAGGAGAAAACAAAUGGCAAAGAGAAGAUCAAUCAGGGCAAAACGAGAAUUGAAUCUGCUUGGAAAACCUAAAAGAGCUCGUACUGCCUUCAACAUUUUCCUGGCAGAAAAUUACCAAGAAAGUGAGGGAAUUUCACCUGUGGCAAAGAUGAAGAAACUAUUUGACUCGUGGCAAAAACUGUCUGCCUCCCAAAAGCAGCCAUACCUGCAGCUGGCUCAGGAUGACAAGGUUCGCUAUGAGAAUGAAAUGAAAUCAUGGGAAGCAAAAAUGCUGGAGCUGGGCCGUGAAGACCUGGUGCGCUCCACAACGCAAAGGCUAAAAAAGAAACCUGCUGAAACUGCACACCAAGCUGCAGCAGCCAAAGCUUCCUCAGGGAGAAACAAGGCAAAAUUAAAAAAGGCUGAAGAAUAAAACACCCCCUUGGGUUGUCCUGUUUCUGUCCUGCUGUGCUGAUGCUGCAGUCAGCAUUAGCACUGGAAUUUGGAAAGCCCAGGAAGGGCCCUUUGGAAAGGUGAGCAGGUGAGAGGAGUGACUGUCCCUCAGAAAUGACUGAAAUAAUCACUGCAGGUGUAGCCUCAACUGUAGAGCAGUAGCCUGUUAAACAAGCUGUGAAUACUGACAUCAGCAGAGCUCGCCAGUAAUGGUAGAUAAUAUCCAGCUUUUAUAAGCAAUUUUUAAUGAAGAAAUAAAAAAAGAUUUUCUUUAUGAAAAAAUAUUCUGCAAUGUUACAUGUUACCAUCUAAAUUAUGUAAAUAAGAGCUGAAAUCUGAGUUAACACUGCUGUGUUUUAUUCCCUCCAUCUUAUUGCUAGUGAGAUGUUCUACAUUUCAUCAACAGGCACAAGAAAUGUAAAAUGCUAGGUUUUAUGCAUCUUUUUGUACCUGUUCAUCUGUGUAUGCCACUACAUUGCAUUUAAAGACCAUAUGAGUUUUGUAUGAACAUACCUUAAUUGGACUUUUAUUUCGUGGUUUUGUUUGGAUACAUACAAACAUUUUUGUCUUGCUGUUGGCACACUUGGGAUGGCCUAGAAGGAAAAGAAAAAAUGUGAACCGUUUGGACUUUGAGUUUUGGUGUAAUAAAUACCCAGAUUUUGAA
Prinia subflava (tawny-flanked prinia) is the source of this 1569-nucleotide messenger RNA. It is a transcript of the gene TFAM, whose product is annotated as transcription factor A, mitochondrial. Gene Ontology annotation, molecular function: DNA binding, bending; transcription cis-regulatory region binding. The transcript has 6 exons. NCBI's taxonomy places the organism in Eukaryota, Metazoa, Chordata, Aves, Passeriformes, Cisticolidae. The record is from RefSeq and is a predicted model, not a curated record. Gene Ontology annotation, biological process: regulation of transcription by RNA polymerase II; transcription initiation at mitochondrial promoter. Bases 16 to 885 code for a protein of 289 amino acids.